This is a messenger RNA of Talaromyces stipitatus ATCC 10500, 1653 nucleotides long. Its product is annotated as siderophore iron transporter, putative. The record is from RefSeq and is a predicted model, not a curated record. Lineage: Eukaryota; Fungi; Ascomycota; Eurotiomycetes; Eurotiales; Trichocomaceae. Gene Ontology annotation, biological process: transmembrane transport. Bases 1 to 1653 code for a protein of 550 amino acids. Gene Ontology annotation, molecular function: transmembrane transporter activity. The transcript is spliced from 4 exons.
AUGUCAAACGAAAAACCUUUGAACCAGUCUCGCAAUAGCGAAAAUGAAAACUUUAACGAUCAUGAUGAAAUGAAACAGCCGUGGAAAAUCUCGAAGCGUGGCCUGCUAAUUUUCGUCACUAUUUGCGUCUUGACCCUCAUGGUUGCCCUUGACAGCACGUCUAUCGGAGUUGUCUUGCCUUUCAUCUCCAGAACCAUCAAUUCAUCAGCAAUCGAGACUUUUUGGGCUGGCACAGGCUUCCUUUUAUGUUCAACUGUAUUUCAACCGACUUUUGUCUCUUUCUCUGAGAUCUUUGGACGCCGUCCUCUUUUCUCAAUUGCCAUACUCUUUUUCCUCGUCGGAGCUAUCGUCGCUGGCGUAUCUCAGAAUGCUGGCCAGCUACUAGUGGGCCGAUGCAUCCAAGGAAUGGGAGGUGGUGGUAUCUCCGCUAUUACGGAGGUCCUAAUCGCCGACCUGGUCCCAUUGCGGCAACGUGGUCAAUAUUACGGAAUCAUGAACGGCACAUGGAGCAUCGGCUCUGUCUGUGGCCCGAUCAUAGGUGGUGCCUUUGCCAGUGCUAAUUGGCGAUGGGUCUUCUAUAUAAACUUCCCAUUCAUCGGAAUUGGUAUUGUCUGCGUGAUUUUCUUCUUGAGAUUGCACUUCAUACCAACAUCCCUAUCUGAGAAGCUGCGUCGGAUUGACUAUAUUGGCACUGUUAUUUUCAUCGGCAGCACGACAUCAUUCCUUAUUCCAUUAUCCUGGGGAGGCGUUAUGUAUGACUGGAAUUCAUGGAGAACUCUCGUACCUCUAAUCAUCGGAGUCGUGGGAUGCCUUGGGUUUGGGGUCUAUGAGGCCUAUGUCACGUCCGCCCUUAUCAUCCCGGUAGCUCUCUUCAGAAACCGAACGACGACUGUGUCUUUUACUGGUGCGAUUUCCUCUGGUUUACUGGUCUGGUGCAUCGUCUACUAUAUGCCGCUAUACUUCGAGGCUGUCAAAGAAUAUAGUCCCGUCGUGACUGGUGUUGCGAUGUUUCCUCUGACAUUUACUGUGGCUCCAGCUGGCAUUGUUGCCGGUGUAUUGAUCACCAAGUUUGGCAAAUAUCGUUGGGCCAUCUGGUCUGGUUGGUCUAUUGCUACGCUUGGUCUCGGCAUCAUGUGUCUCCUUGAGGUCCAUACGAGCAUUGUGAAGUGGGUUUUCUUGAAUCUUAUUUCCGGUAUUGGCCUGGGAUUUAUCUUUCCAUCCAUAGCUUCUGCAAUCCAAGCCUCAGUCUCACGCGAGAAUGUGCCUAUGGCUCUGGCUAUGUUCAGUUUCUUCCGGUCCUUGGGCCAGGCCAUUGGAGUCGCCAUUGGAGGCGCCGUCUUCCAGAAUCAAAUGGUCAAAAACUUAAGAGAUUAUCCCUCUCUCGCUCCCCAUGCCCAAGAAUAUGCUGCCGAUGCCACUGGACUGGUCCAGAUCAUCAAAGCCAUGUCAUAUAAUCAAGACAAAUUAGAUAUCCAGCAGGCUUAUACAGACAGUCUUCGGAUCGUAUGGGCGGUAUGCUGCGGCCUGUCAGGAGCCACUCUCCUGGUGAGCCUGCUUACGAGGAGCUAUAGUAUUGACCAGGACCAGGCUACCAAUCAAGGUGUUAUCGAAAAACAUGAGCGCAAAGUGGAGGAUGCCAGUCCAGUGGCUUGA